Molecule: messenger RNA, 391 nt
Organism: Staurois parvus
Lineage: Eukaryota; Metazoa; Chordata; Amphibia; Anura; Ranidae
Source: the annotation of a GenBank genome assembly
UCAUGUGAUCAGCUGUGUCCAAUGACCACAGCUGACCACAUAGGGGACAUGUAUACUGAUCAUCAGGGCACUGAUGAUCAGUGUGCCCUGAUGAUCAGUGUAGCCCCAGCAGUGCCAUCUGUCAGUGUCCAUCAGUGCCUUGUGCCAGUGCCCAUCAGUGCCACAUCAAUUCCACAUAUCAGUGCCUACCAGUGCAAAUCAAUGCCACAUAUCAGUGCUCAUCUGAGCCGUCUUUCAGUGUCACCUAUCAGUGCCAGUCAGUGCCACCUAUCAAUGCCAGGCAGUGCCACCUAACAGUGCCAGUCAGUGCUGCCUAACAGUGCCAGUCAGUGCCGCCUAUCAGUGCUAUAUAUCAGUUCUGCCUUUCAGUGCCCAUCAGUGAUGCCUGUCA